Spathaspora passalidarum NRRL Y-27907 is the source of this 1406-nucleotide messenger RNA. RefSeq names its product SCF E2 ubiquitin-protein ligase catalytic subunit (gene CDC34). Gene Ontology annotation, biological process: protein polyubiquitination; proteasome-mediated ubiquitin-dependent protein catabolic process. Gene Ontology annotation, molecular function: ubiquitin conjugating enzyme activity. The coding region runs from base 392 to 1117 and encodes 241 amino acids. The transcript has a single exon. NCBI's taxonomy places the organism in Eukaryota, Fungi, Ascomycota, Pichiomycetes, Serinales, Debaryomycetaceae. The record is from RefSeq and is a predicted model, not a curated record.
AUUCUAACAACAACGAAAACAAUACCGCUCUAGUGUAACCACCACAACAACUGCAUCCCCCCACUUUCUCAUCCACUACAUAUACACUAACUGUCAUUACCCACAGUUUUCCCUCCACAAACAAAAAGAACGACAUUUUUCUAAAGGUUUUAUAGAGAAAAAAAAGCAAACACAAACGCAAACCGAAAGCAAAACUUGUCGACUACUUCAUUUCUGUUUGUCAUAUUCGUAUAUAAUCCUAAGCAUAUACACCUAAACAUACUAGCACAUAGUCAUAGUUUGUACUACACCGUUCCACUAACACACAAACAACAACAACAACAACAAAUAACAUCCUCCCCACUUUUUUUACAGCACGCAUUUGUCAUAUAAUACGCCCCCAUCUCCCUCCAUGAGUUCCAAAUCCGCAGCUGCCAUUUUACAACGACAAUUCAAAGACUUGACUGACCCUAGAAAGGGUAUCCCAUCGUUCCACAUUGAACUUGAUGACGACAACAUCUUUCUCUGGAACAUCGGCAUUAUGGUCCUCAACAAGGAAUCCAUCUACCACGGAGGUUACUUCAAGGGUCAAAUGAGAUUCCCUCUGGAUUUCCCCUUCUCCCCACCAACUUUUAGAUUCACUCCUGCCAUCUACCACCCUAAUGUUUACCGUGAUGGAAGAUUAUGUAUUUCUAUUCUUCACCAAGGUGGGGACCCCACCAGUGACGAGCCAGACAGCGAAACUUGGACUCCCGCUCAAACCGUGGAAUCGGUUUUAAUUUCCAUUAUUUCCCUUUUGGAAGACCCAAAUGUCUCAUCGCCAGCCAACAUCGACGCUAGUGUUGAAUUUAGAAAGAAUAAAGAAGAGUAUAAAAAGAGAGUCAAGAAGGAAGUGGAACGUUCCAAACAGGACAUCCCUGCUGAUUUCGUCAUGCCUGAUUCGGAGCAUUCGGCCUACGCCAAUGCCCAUAAUAAGAACAAAGACAUUAUUGAAGAGCCGGUUGACGAAGAUUUCUGGUACGAAAGUGACGAAGAAGAAGAAAGCUUUGAUGAAGAAAGCUUAAUGGAUGACAUGGAAGACUACGAAGAAGAAGACGAAGAAGAGGAAGAUGAAGAUGUUGACAUGGGAGCAAAGUGAUACUUCAUUAAUCUAUCCCUCCCCCCACCGCCCGUCAUAUCUUUUCUCCCACGCAAGGCUCACGCAGUGAAUGUUUUAUGAUUAUUUUUUUAAUGGUAUACCCACUUUAAGCUGUGCUCUGUUGCCUUUUCGUCCAGGUGGAGGAGAAAAGUUUAUCCAUCACCAAAUUGCAUAUCAUUUUUUAUAUUGUCUUAUUUUCUUCGAUUAUUUGUUUAUUUUGAUUAUGUCUUUUAUUUUAUACAAAUUUUGUUUCAUGAAUAGUUUUAUUACUGCUAAUAAAGUAUUAUUU